Messenger RNA from Tremella mesenterica DSM 1558, 1217 nucleotides. RefSeq lists its product as uncharacterized. The transcript has 7 exons. Bases 134 to 1102 code for a protein of 322 amino acids. NCBI's taxonomy places the organism in Eukaryota, Fungi, Basidiomycota, Tremellomycetes, Tremellales, Tremellaceae. The record is from RefSeq and is a predicted model, not a curated record.
GAUAUAUAAACCCUCAUCCUUAACCUAUCAUCGAGUAUUCUUCCUGGCCACUUCACUUUUCUUACUCUGACAUCAAGUCCACCUGACCAGUUCAUUCUUUCAUUCUGAAAUCGAAUCCCGAGCCAGAUCCAACAUGACAUUGGAAUACGAUCGAAACACUACCGCCGAAACGGUAUGUGAAACGUUUCAUCAUAAUGUCAAAGGGAAACCCAUACUUGUGACUGGACCCAGUAUCACAGGAUUAGGAUAUGCUGCGGCAGCUAUCAUUGCUAAAUUUCAACCUAAGACCAUCAUCUUCUUAGGAAGGAAUGAACAGAAGUUGAUAGAAGCCAAAGAAAGUUUGUUCAAGAUUAAUCCUGAAUUAGAAUGCAAGACUAUCGAAUGCGAUUUGACAUCUUUGAUUGAUGUUAAAAAAGCAGCAAAGGAGGUGUUGGAAUUAGGUUUGAAUGUCGAUGUUUUCAUCGCCAAUGCGGGUGUGAUGAAUUCACCUUACACAAUCACUCAAGACGGUUUCGAAGUUCAACUUCAAACCAAUUACUUGUCCCAAUUUGUACUCAUCACUCAACUCUUGCCUUUGAUCCUCAAGAGUGAAUUGAAAAGGGUGAUCAUGUUGAAUAGCGCUGGGGUAAUUUGGGCCGGGGUACAAUGGGAAGAUCCUAAUUAUAAGAAAAACGAAUAUGAUGGACAUGCAGCCUAUGCUCAGAGUAAAACCGCCAUGACUUUAUUCGCUCGUUAUCUUGCCAAACAUUACGGUGAUAAAGGAUUAUCAGCCUAUUCAGUAUGUCCAGGAGCCAUUCCAACUGAAGUAGGUCGAUAUUACAGCGCGGAGAUGAAAGUCCAGUUCAGUAAAACGAUUGGACAAGGUUGUUUCUUCGAUGAUGGAAGUAUCAAUUAUGAUUCUGCUUGGUGGUCAACUCCCUCACAGGGAGUAGCAGUUGUCUGUCGUGCAGCUUUCGAAGAUGAUCUUCAACCAAAUGGAGCAUUUUUGAAAGAUUGCAUCGUCGAUGAAGAAGGAUGUCCGGUACAUUGUAAAGAUCCCGAAUUGGUUGAGAAAGUAUGGGGUUGGACAAAUGAGCUUUUAGGGGAAUCAUUGUCCGAGUGAUUGUCAAAAAACUUCCAAGAUACUCUAUUCCCAUCGACUCAAAAGGAUGGAAUGAAUCUGAUGCUAUGAGAGACAGAUUCGUAGAACAAAUGGAUAUGCAUGUGAAUUUUAACGG